Pelobates cultripes (western spadefoot toad) is the source of this 221-nucleotide messenger RNA. The record is from the annotation of a GenBank genome assembly. NCBI's taxonomy places the organism in Eukaryota, Metazoa, Chordata, Amphibia, Anura, Pelobatidae.
GCUGCGGAACUCAUUCCAGUAUUGGAGGCAAUGAAUCACCUGACUUCGCCCCAAGGAACCAAAUAAUCCCUGGAAAAAUGGCACUCCAUCACUCUACCUUAAUAGCUCGGGAUGGCCCAAGAGAUGCACUCCCAUCCAACCGCACCAUGCAUGCUCUCGGCACGUACGACAGCUAUGGUUGCCGGAUUUCCAAGUUGCAGUCCGUUCCUCCAUGGCCCUGA